Messenger RNA from Dermacentor silvarum, 2453 nucleotides. Its product is annotated as endothelin-converting enzyme 2-like. The transcript has 7 exons. The record is from RefSeq and is a predicted model, not a curated record. NCBI's taxonomy places the organism in Eukaryota, Metazoa, Arthropoda, Arachnida, Ixodida, Ixodidae. Gene Ontology annotation, molecular function: metalloendopeptidase activity. Bases 427 to 2409 code for a protein of 660 amino acids. Gene Ontology annotation, cellular component: plasma membrane. Gene Ontology annotation, biological process: protein processing.
AACAUCUGCGAAAGUGCUGACUUGUAGGCAACAUCUAACUCGACAGGUCUCAGCGUGACAGUCCCUACUCACGAAGGCGUCAAAGGCAUCGCUCAGGACAGUCCCAAGAGCGUUUCCAGGGAAGUCGACGAGGGCGUCGCUAAAGACGCAGUCAAGCACGCAGCCGUGGCUGCAGCCGAGGAUGCAGUCAGGUGUGCAGUCAAGGACACAGUUCACCAUGCAGCCAGGAGCGACAGCAUCCCUACGACACGCAAGAACGCCCCCGUUCGACUGGAACCGGAAACCAAACCGCUAGAAGAGCGCAGCCUGUCCAGCAGUGGAAAUUUGUGCCCGCCAGGUCCUUACGAGCACGUUGCACGCCGGAGAUGCUCUGCUGGACACUACAGAACGGAAGAUGCCGCUUUGGUGUUUCGGCGCCGGUCUGUGAUGCUGAUCGUGGCCGCCUUAUCUGUAGGCUGCAUCAUCCUGACGCUCGUGGUGUACAAGCUUCUGCACAGCGCGCAGGAGAUAGACCUCGCCUGCUUCAGCAACGAGUGCCGAAAGAUUGUGGAGUACAUGAACAGCGUGGUGGACGCGAGUGUGAGACCGUGCGACGACUUCUACCGGCACGUGUGUGGACGCUGGCUGCGGGCCGAUGUGGCGCCGUCCUCGUUCGCGGCGGACGCGGCGCGCAACUUCAGCGAGAUUCGCCACAUUCAGCUGUCGCGGGAACGCGACGACGGCGUAGCCGAGCGCAGCGCGUCGCUACUCUACCGCUCCUGCCUGUAUUUCUACGGGCAGGCGCUCGACCUCGCAGGCGUCGCCGAUUCGCUCUUCAAGGAGCUGAACGUGUCCGCGGCAGCCUGGCUGGAAGAGUCCGCCCCCGAGAGGUUAUUCGCAGACGUGGUUCGCGUCUCCUUCGUGCAUGGCUUCCACUCCCUCUUCGAGAUCACCUCCUGGAAGGAAGGAAACGAAAGAGGAUACGCCGUCGACGUGCAGCCCUCGUUCAAUCAGCGGGUAGGCGGGCGCCGAGUGAGAACCGUAGGACUUAGGCGUUACCUCAGCAGCGUGUUGGAGGCCAUAGUCACGGAGGGCAACGUGUCCGGCGACAUCUUGGACGAAAUCGUUCAGCUGGAUAUCGGCAGAUUGCGGAACCAGUACAACGAAGCGCCUAACCCAGCGAAGAUAAACGAACUGGUUUGCGGACGCUUCUCCGGGCCGACUUGGGUCGAAGCGCUGAAUCAACUCGUAGCAGCGAAAGUGAACGGCGCCUCCGUGGAAACGCGUCGGUUUGACGCCGUCUGCGACGAUCUCAACGCCGUCCUCGUCCAUACUACUUCGGCAGCGAGGCCACUGUACCUGAUGGCUCUUAUGAUGGCUCACGUGGUUCAAUACGACUACAGGCUUUACGGGCUGAAGCGUACGGUCGACUCGCUGCGGGAGUCGUGCUACGAGGAAACGUCGGGAGUCUUCGGCAGCGCCUGGCCCUCUCUCUUAACUCGGUUGCUGUCGGUGACUCAGGCUUCGCAGAAGGCGAUAGAUGGCUACUUCGGGUCCAUACUCAAUGGUUCCGUAAAACAGGUCCUCUCUCGGGAGUGGAUGACGCGCGCUGAUGCACUGGCCACGAUCACGAUGCUAGAGAAUGUCAGCUUGUUAAGUUUCUCCGCUGGAAUGCCUUCGGAGCUUUGCGGUUGGAACAGCGAAGACAACACCAGCUUGAUUCUCACGCCGACUGACUUCAUCAGGAACAAAGUCGCGCUCCAAAACAGAAAGAGCGGCGCCCGCGACAACUGCGACCACGCCCCCGGUUUCGAUAGUCGCCUGCUCCACUUGCUCAAAGGCACGGCGAUGGUCUUCGACAGCGCCACGAAGACGCUGGUUGUUCCGCACGCAUUCGGCCUGCCUCCUCUGUACUACCCGCAGCUGCAGGAAGAGUACGCCAACCUGGCCGUCCUGGGGGUCCAGAUGACGCUACGAAUUCUCGGCUUUACGAUUACGAGCCACACCAAUGACAGCGGCGAAGAUGACCGCCACCCAUGGAGCCAGGAGACACUGGCCAGGUACAGGAGGAUGCAGAACUGCUACGCCCUGCUGUCCCCCGCGUUCCACGACCUGCUGUCCGACGAUCAGUUCGACCUGGCCUCCGUCGCCACGGACGCCAUCGAGCUGGCCUACUCCGAGAAGGCCCGGCUCGAGCAGACUGCCAACUCGUGGCAGCGGGUGCGCGCAACCAGCGCCCUCUUUUUCAAGCGGGCGUGCCUGGCGCUCUGCCAGUCGGUCGAGGUCCCCGCCGACGACUACGAACCCGACGAGGCGACCCUGCACGCCGCCUGUCUGAUGGGAGUCGCCAACGUGCCCCGCUUCUACGAAGUCUUCGCGUGCGCCAAGGGCGACCACAUGAUGCACAUACGGAAAUGUUUCGAAAAUUGAGGAGGCGUUCAUUUUCGUGCGGUCAAGUUGCGUUCCAAUGCAGG